This is a messenger RNA of Schistosoma mattheei, 265 nucleotides long. NCBI's taxonomy places the organism in Eukaryota, Metazoa, Platyhelminthes, Trematoda, Strigeidida, Schistosomatidae. The record is from the annotation of a GenBank genome assembly.
AUGCCAGAAACUAUAAAAUGGUCUACACCAAUUCAACCGGGCAAUUCAAAAGAUUUACGUAAAUUACGUAAUCUAGAUACAUUUAAUACGGAACAAUAUAAACAUCGAGAUGAAGCAAGAUCAGAUGGUACACAUCAGAAACAUUCUAGAUCUUGGACAAACGAAAGUGAAUCGGCCGUAAACGAACAAAGCGAACGUCAAGGCUGAUAUUAUUAUUGUUAUUACAUUUAUGUGCAUAUAUCUAUGCAUAUGUAUAUGCUCCCCU